Molecule: messenger RNA, 906 nt
Organism: Bacidia gigantensis
Lineage: Eukaryota; Fungi; Ascomycota; Lecanoromycetes; Lecanorales; Ramalinaceae
Exons: 2
Coding region: 1-906 (301 amino acids)
Cellular component (GO): membrane
Molecular function (GO): palmitoyl-(protein) hydrolase activity
Source: RefSeq, a predicted model, not a curated record
AUGCCGCCGUUCAGCCGGCGGGAGCGGAUUGAGGAUUAUGGCGCGAGGGUGGAGGUGGAAGGAGAUGGGAGUGGCAAGGGAGAGGGGAGGGGGAGGGUGGUAAUUGGAGGGGUGGAGUGGAGGGAGGAACGGGUUCGGGCGAGGGAUGGGGUGGAAGUUGCGUUGGUGGUGGGGGAGGUAGGGGAUAGAACGGGCGAAGAGAAUGGGCAGGAAAGGGGGAGGGUGAGAAGGAGAGGGAGGAAAGGGUUAUUGUUUAUUUUCAAGGUAUUUACAAGCCAUAGAAACGGUGGGUCCAUUCCACCACGGCUUCCUGCCAUCUCGCAGGUUUUGAGGCUAUUGCAUGAAAGGCAGAGAGGUGAGGUCAAACACACGCUUGUCGCGCUCUCCUAUCGUGGUUUCUGGAAAUCCGAGGGGCGGCCGUCGGAAAAGGGCAUCAAACUCGAUGCUGCCGCCGCUAUAGAAUGGGCGGCGGAACAUCAUCCGGGCGCUUCUUUGACACUCUGGGGACAGAGUAUUGGUGCUGGGGUAGCGACAUCUGCGGCAGCGGAGAGCCAACACAGACCAUCAAUUGACAAGUUGAUUCUUGAGACACCGUUCACGUCCGUCCGAGAUAUGCUGGCUACGCUAUACCCGCAAAAAUGGCUGCCUUAUCGAUACUUGUAUCCUUUCCUUUGGAACCACUGGGACAGUUGCCGAGCUUUACAGGAGAUGACUGUCAAGGGCAAGAGCACCCAAGUCUUGAUUGUGUCAGCUGAGAAUGAUGAGCUAGUUCCUCCGUCUCAUGGUCAGACGCUGGAGAGUGUUUGCAAGGCAACUGGACUGACAGCGAGCCGAGUCGUGAUCAAGGGCGCCUUACACCACGAAGUAUUGUUUAAGCCAGAGGGCCGCAAAGCCAUUAUGGCGUAG